Cervus elaphus (red deer) is the source of this 8600-nucleotide messenger RNA. It is a transcript of the gene CHD1, whose product is annotated as chromodomain helicase DNA binding protein 1. The coding region runs from base 739 to 6135 and encodes 1798 amino acids. Gene Ontology annotation, cellular component: chromatin; nucleus. The record is from RefSeq and is a predicted model, not a curated record. Gene Ontology annotation, molecular function: ATP hydrolysis activity; ATP-dependent chromatin remodeler activity; histone binding. The transcript has 38 exons. NCBI's taxonomy places the organism in Eukaryota, Metazoa, Chordata, Mammalia, Artiodactyla, Cervidae. Gene Ontology annotation, biological process: nucleosome organization; regulation of transcription by RNA polymerase II.
CCGCCAGCCCGCCUCGCGCCCGGUGGGGAAGGGGAGUGAGCAGAGUCGCUUACGUCGCGGGGAGGCGGAGGCGACGGCGACCUCGGUGGCGGCGGCGGCGGCGGCGGCUACGACGGAGACGGUUGCGCUCGCUCUCUCGGCGUCAUGGCGGCGGCCGGGAGCCGAUAAGCAGCGGGAGUGGGCGCGCGCGCGUGGCCGCGGGGAAGACGGUCGCUGCUUACUUGUCGCUUUCGCUGGCUCUCGCAGUUGUUCGGUGCUUCGAUAAUGAAUUGAUUGUUGGAGCCGCUCUGCAGGGGGAUCGCGGCGCGUCGGAGCCGGCCGCCGGGGCUUUCCCUUCCCCUCCGCGUCCUUCCCCUUCCCCCUCUCCCCUCCUCGCGGACUGCUGCUUUACCGCCGCACCCCCCCACAGCCCACACACGCCCCGGAGCCCCGAGGACGCCGACCGCGGGGCCCGGGCGCCGGGGAGGCCGCCUCUCCAGUCGGCUCCUUCCGCCCCGCCAAGCCUGCACGCCCUACCGUAGAAUCUCUGCACGUCCGAACUGGAUACAUAUUGUAUUAUUGAAACAUAAAACUCCGCUAUUUAACUUACCGGUGAGUCAAAAAGGGUCCUAGGAAACCUGUGAAUAUUGAAGAAAAUUCAUCUGUGAAUUUUUAAUAUUCAAAGAGGAGUCAGUAUUUAUACUCAUCUUUUAAACUGGGAAGAUUUAUAUUUUAUUUUAAAACUUCUUGAUAUUUACAAUGAAUGGACACAGUGAUGAAGAAAGUGUUAAAAACAGUAGUGGAGAAUCAAGCCAGUCGGAUGAUGAUUCUGGGUCAGCUUCAGCCUCUGGAUCUGGUUCGAGUUCUGGAAGCAGUAGUGAUGGAAGCAGUAGCCAGUCAGGUAGCAGCGACUCAGACUCUGGAUCCGAAUCGGGCAGUCAGUCAGAGUCUGAGUCAGACAAUUCCCGAGAAAAUAAAGUUCAAGCAAAACCACCGAAAGUUGAUGGAGCUGAGUUCUGGAAAUCUAGCCCUAGUAUUUUGGCCGUUCAGAGAUCUGCGAUGCUUAAGAAGCAGCAGCAGCAGCAGCAGCAUCAAGCUUCAUCUAAUAGUGGAUCAGAGGAGGAUUCCUCUAGCAGUGAAGAUUCCGAUGACUCAUCCAGUGAGGUCAAAAGGAAAAAGCAUAAAGAUGAAGAUUGGCAGAUGUCUGGAUCGGGAUCUCCCUCUCAGUCUGGUUCGGAUUCGGAAUCUGAAGAAGAACGAGAUAAAAGCAGUUGUGAGGAAACAGAAUCUGAUUAUGAGCCAAAAAAUAAAGUUAAAAGUAGAAAACCUCAAAAUAGAUCUAAGUCAAAAAAUGGAAAAAAGAUUAUUGGACAAAAAAAGAGACAGAUUGAUUCAUCUGAGGAGGAGGAGGAUGAUGAAGAAGAAUAUGAUAAUGAUAAAAGAAGCUCCCGUCGCCAAGCAACUGUCAAUGUUAGCUAUAAAGAAGAUGAGGAAAUGAAAACAGAUUCUGAUGACCUCCUGGAAGUCUGUGGAGAGGAUGUUCCUCAACCUGAGGAAGAGGAAUUUGAAACAAUAGAACGGUUUAUGGAUUGUCGGAUUGGAAGAAAAGGAGCUACUGGUGCUACUACAACCAUCUAUGCAGUUGAAGCGGAUGGUGACCCGAACGCAGGAUUUGAAAAGAAUAAGGAACCAGGAGAGACCCAGUAUUUAAUUAAAUGGAAAGGGUGGUCACAUAUCCACAAUACUUGGGAGACAGAGGAAACCCUUAAGCAGCAAAAUGUUAGAGGAAUGAAAAAAUUAGAUAAUUAUAAGAAAAAAGAUCAGGAAACAAAAAGAUGGUUGAAAAAUGCUUCUCCAGAAGAUGUGGAAUAUUAUAAUUGCCAGCAAGAACUUACAGAUGAUCUCCAUAAGCAGUAUCAAAUAGUGGAGCGAAUAAUUGCUCAUUCCAAUCAGAAGUCAGCUGCUGGCUAUCCUGAUUAUUAUUGCAAAUGGCAGGGCCUUCCAUACUCAGAGUGCAGCUGGGAAGAUGGCGCUCUUAUUUCCAAAAAGUUUCAAGCAUGCAUAGAUGAGUAUUUCAGCAGGAAUCAAUCAAAAACCACUCCUUUUAAAGACUGCAAAGUAUUAAAACAAAGGCCAAGGUUUGUAGCCCUAAAGAAGCAGCCAUCCUAUAUUGGAGGACAUGAAGGAUUAGAAUUAAGAGAUUAUCAACUGAAUGGUUUAAAUUGGCUUGCUCACUCUUGGUGCAAAGGUAAUAGUUGCAUACUUGCUGAUGAAAUGGGCCUUGGAAAAACAAUACAGACGAUCUCAUUUCUGAACUAUUUGUUUCAUGAACACCAAUUAUACGGACCUUUUCUGUUAGUCGUACCACUCUCCACUCUCACUUCCUGGCAAAGGGAGAUUCAGACAUGGGCUUCUCAGAUGAAUGCUGUGGUUUAUCUAGGUGACAUCAACAGCAGAAACAUGAUAAGAACUCAUGAAUGGAUGCAUCCCCAGACCAAACGGUUAAAAUUUAAUAUACUGUUAACAACUUAUGAAAUUUUGUUGAAGGAUAAGGCAUUCCUUGGAGGUCUGAAUUGGGCAUUUAUAGGUGUGGACGAAGCACAUCGAUUAAAGAAUGAUGACUCUCUUCUGUAUAAAACUUUAAUAGAUUUCAAGUCCAAUCACCGUCUCCUUAUCACUGGAACUCCUCUGCAAAACUCCCUCAAAGAACUCUGGUCUUUGCUACAUUUCAUUAUGCCAGAAAAGUUUUCUUCCUGGGAAGAUUUUGAAGAAGAACAUGGCAAAGGCAGAGAAUAUGGUUAUGCAAGCCUCCACAAGGAGCUUGAGCCGUUUCUGUUGCGCAGGGUUAAGAAAGAUGUGGAAAAAUCUCUUCCUGCCAAGGUUGAACAGAUUUUAAGAAUGGAAAUGAGUGCUUUACAGAAACAAUAUUACAAGUGGAUAUUAACUAGGAAUUACAAAGCCCUCAGCAAAGGUUCCAAGGGCAGUACCUCAGGCUUUUUGAAUAUUAUGAUGGAGCUAAAGAAAUGUUGUAACCAUUGCUACCUCAUUAAACCACCAGAUAAUAAUGAAUUCUAUAAUAAACAGGAGGCCUUACAACACUUAAUCCGUAGUAGCGGAAAACUAAUUCUUCUUGACAAACUGUUAAUUCGCCUAAGAGAGCGAGGCAAUAGAGUUCUUAUUUUUUCUCAAAUGGUGCGGAUGUUAGAUAUACUUGCAGAAUAUUUGAAGUAUCGUCAGUUCCCCUUUCAAAGAUUAGAUGGAUCAAUCAAAGGGGAGCUAAGGAAACAAGCUCUGGAUCAUUUUAAUGCUGAAGGAUCAGAGGAUUUCUGCUUUUUGCUUUCCACAAGAGCUGGAGGUUUAGGAAUUAACUUAGCCUCAGCUGACACUGUUGUUAUAUUUGAUUCUGAUUGGAAUCCACAAAAUGAUCUUCAGGCACAGGCUAGAGCUCAUCGAAUUGGGCAAAAGAAACAGGUGAAUAUUUAUCGUCUGGUUACAAAGGGAUCAGUUGAAGAGGAUAUUCUUGAAAGGGCCAAAAAGAAGAUGGUUUUAGAUCAUCUUGUGAUUCAAAGAAUGGACACAACUGGGAAGACAGUACUACACACAGGUUCUGCCCCUUCAAGUUCUACUCCUUUCAAUAAAGAAGAGUUAUCAGCCAUUUUAAAGUUUGGUGCUGAGGAACUUUUUAAGGAGCCUGAAGGAGAAGAACAAGAGCCCCAGGAAAUGGAUAUAGAUGAAAUCUUGAAGAGGGCUGAAACUCAUGAAAAUGAAGCAGGACCUUUAACUGUAGGAGAUGAAUUACUUUCUCAGUUCAAGGUUGCCAACUUUUCAAAUAUGGAUGAGGAUGAUAUUGAGCUGGAGCCUGAAAGAAAUUCAAAGAACUGGGAAGAAAUCAUUCCUGAAGAUCAAAGAAGACGAUUAGAAGAAGAAGAAAGACAAAAGGAACUUGAAGAAAUUUAUAUGCUCCCCAGAAUGAGAAACUGUGCAAAACAGAUUAGUUUCAAUGGAAGUGAAGGGAGGCGCAGUAGAAGUAGGAGAUACUCUGGAUCUGAUAGUGAUUCAAUUUCAGAAAGAAAAAGGCCAAAGAAACGUGGAAGACCACGAACUAUCCCUCGGGAAAAUAUUAAAGGAUUUAGUGAUGCAGAAAUUCGGCGGUUUAUCAAGAGCUACAAGAAAUUUGGUGGCCCUCUGGAAAGAUUAGAUGCAAUUGCUCGAGAUGCUGAAUUAGUCGAUAAGUCAGAGACAGACCUCAGACGACUAGGAGAAUUGGUACAUAAUGGUUGCAUUAAAGCUUUAAAGGACAACUCUUCAGGAACAGAACGAACAGGUGGUAGACUUGGAAAAGUAAAGGGCCCAACAUUCCGAAUAUCAGGGGUACAGGUGAAUGCCAAGCUGGUCAUCUCCCAUGAAGAAGAAUUAAUACCACUGCACAAAUCCAUUCCUUCAGAUCCAGAAGAAAGAAAGCAGUAUAUCAUCCCAUGCCACACGAAGGCAGCUCAUUUUGAUAUAGACUGGGGCAAAGAAGAUGAUUCCAAUUUGUUAAUUGGUAUCUACGAAUAUGGAUAUGGAAGCUGGGAAAUGAUUAAAAUGGAUCCUGACCUCAGUCUGACACACAAGAUUCUUCCAGAUGAUCCUGAUAAAAAACCACAAGCAAAACAAUUACAGACACGUGCAGACUACCUCAUCAAAUUACUUAGUAGAGAUCUUGCAAAAAAAGAAGCUCAGAGGCUUUCUGGUGCAGGAGGUUCAAAAAGGCGAAAAGCAAGAGGUAAGAAGAAUAAAGCAAUGAAGUCUAUAAAAGUGAAAGAGGAAAUAAAGAGUGAUUCUUCUCCCUUGCCUUCAGAAAAGUCUGAUGAAGAUGAUGAUAAGGAUGAAAUCACUUCUGUGAAACAUCCAAACAAAAAAGUUAAAACAGAAAGAGACAGUGAAGAAAAAACUGAGCCAGAUGUUUGUAUAAAGAAGGAACCAGAAGAAAAGAGGGAAGCAAAAGAAAAGGAAAAUAAAAGAGAACUUAAAAGGGAGAUAAAAGAAAAAGAGGAUAAGAAAGAUAUAAAGGAAAAGGAUUUUAAAGAGAAAAGAGAAAACAAAGUAAAAGAAGCUAUACAGAAAGAAAAAGACAUAAAAGAAGAAAAGCUGAGUGAAUCCAAGUCUGAAAGCAAGGAAAGAUCUAAGAAAUCCUCAGUGUCGGAUGCUCCGGUCCAUAUCACCGCAAGUGGGGAACCAGUGCCCAUAGCGGAAGAAUCUGAAGAGCUGGAUCAGAAGACAUUCAGCAUUUGUAAAGAGAGGAUGAGGCCGGUCAAAGCAGCACUGAAGCAGCUUGAUAGGCCUGAGAGAGGCCUUUCAGAAAGAGAACAGCUAGAACAUACUAGACAGUGCUUGAUAAAAAUCGGAGAUCAUAUCACAGAAUGUCUGAAAGAGUAUACAAAUCCUGAACAAAUCAAGCAGUGGAGAAAAAACCUGUGGAUUUUUGUAUCUAAGUUUACUGAGUUCGAUGCAAGAAAAUUACAUAAAUUAUAUAAGCAUGCUAUUAAAAAACGGCAGGAAUCUCAGCAAAAUAAUGACCAGAAUAGCAACUUGAAUACUCAAGUGACUAGAAAUCCAGAUGUGGAAAGAUUAAAAGAGAAUACAAAUCAUGAUGACAGCAGCAGGGACAGUUACUCAUCUGACAGACACGUAUCUCAGUAUCAUGACCAUCAUAAAGACCGACAUCAGGGAGAUUCGCACAAGAAGGGUGACUCUAGAAAGAGACCUUAUUCUUCUUUUAGUAACGGUAAAGAGCAUCGUGAUUGGGAUCACUACAAGCAAGACAGCAGAUAUUACAGUGAUAGAGAGAAACACAGAAAACUGGAUGAUCACAGGAGUAGAGACCACAGAUCAAAUUUGGAAGGAAGUUUAAAAGACAGAACUCAUUCUGAUCAUCGUUCUCAUUCAGACCACCGGUUACAUUCAGACCAUCGAUCAGGUUCUGAAUAUACACACCAUAAAUCUUCCAGGGAUUACAGGUAUCACUCGGAUUGGCAGAUGGACCACAGAGCUCCCAGCAGCGGCCCCCGAUCUCCACUAGACCAGAGGUCUCCUUAUGGCUCCAGGUCCCCGUUUGAGCACUCAGCUGAACACAGAAGUACACCUGAGCAUGCCUGGAGCAGUCGGAAGACAUAACAAGAACUGAUGCUGUCUUUCUGGACUUUUCUUUCAGCCAUAUAUCAUAAACCAACACAGUGAUUGCCUUACAUGACUUGAAAGAGAUAAACAGAUCUUCUGUCAGUAGCAGUAUUGUUACUUCUUUCCAGGAUGCAAGGUCUAUUAUCCCAACAGAAGAGAAAAUAUUUUUAUAUUUAAGGAUUAUGCUGCACUGUACUACAAAUAUUGUAGUACUAUUUUUUUUUCUUUUUUAAAGAAAUGGAAAAUGUUUACUAUUACAGGGACCUCAACACUGCCCUUCCAUGUAGGCUGGAUAAAACUGUUUUUAAGUCAGUGAUUUUAGACUGACGUCCAUUUAAAUUAUGUUUGUAUAUGAACUUUACUCUUACCUGUGAUCAUGUUUCAGGAAGGAAUGAAAGAGAGUUCUUUUCUUAAUAAAGAAAACACACUCAAGGACUUUAUUCACUUUCCAAAGCUACUUGUUUACAUUGUACACUGCGACCACCUUGCCGCUUUUCAUCACAAGCUUGAAUAUUUAAAUUCUGUACUUAUAUCUGUAAAAUAGCCAGGAAUUUCCUGUUUGUGAUCUAUUAUUAUGCCUUUUUACACACACACAAUGACUGUAAAUUAUUGUAAAUGAAUUAAAUGAGCUUUCCUUACUUCCUUCCCCUUCUCAGGCUUUUUUUGACUGUUCCUUUCCCUACCAACUCAGGCCUUCUUAUUGUUUAAAUAUAUAUAUAUAUAUAUAUAUAUAUAUCAGUGUAAUAACACUUUUUAAUGAUUUGUCUUGAUGGAAUCAUUGUUUAGAAUGUAAAAAAUGGGGAAAGGGGCCACUUACUUCCAUUACAGUCCUUUUUAUAUUGACUGUUUUAUUAGAUACAUGUUAUUUCUUUCCUUUGCCCUUUUUUAGUCAAUAUUGUGUAACAGAAUGGUGAGAUGAUCUGUAAAAUCUAAACUGCAUGCUCUGGAAACAUUUGUUUCAGAUGCAUUUGGUUUAAAAGGGUAGGUCUAUGAACACUUUCAGAAUCCAAAAGGCCAAAAGUUAUUGUAAAUCCAUUUGUUUUCCUUUUCAUGUGGGCAAUAAUGUCAAAUGUGCUAUGCAGCCAGGUAACAUUUUAGAUAAACUUGAUUGACUUUUAAUAAAAACUGUUACAAUGCACACUGAUUGUAUAUAAAAACCUUAUAUAUGACAAAUUAAAUUUAAGAAAAAGGAUAUGUGGGCUCCUGUAAUUUUCUGCUGCAUUCUUAUUCCCUCAAGCACCUAACUUUUUUUUUUUUUUUAAGUAGUAACAUUUAGUUUCCAGAAAAGAGUAUUUUGGUAAGCAGUUGAACAUUGUUAAUUUGUGGCACUACAAUUAAAAAUCUAUUUUGAAGAAUAUAUGAAUAUAUGAAGUAAAAUUUAGAUAAUAGAAAUCUUUGCUGGACUCUUGAUUUUUGCAGAUAUUAUUUUAGAAUGCCUUAUAUUUAUUUACAGAUUUUUUUUUUAUUUUGUUAUAUUCAGUGGGAAUUUUUUAAUCUUGUGGCAUACACUCUUGGAUGUGUGCUGUGAUAUAACACAUUUGAACCUUAACUUUGACAAAUAUAAGUAUAUUGAUAUAUUCCUACAGUAUUCUUAAAUGUGUCUAUACAUUAGCUGUGGGAGUGAUGUACAGAUAUUUGUCUAUAGAUAUAUUUUUAAUAUUUUCCUUUUAUCCAGUUAGGUCUAAAAUUUACACUAUGUGUACUAAACAGAGCUUCUAUAUCCCCCCAACCCUUUUUUAACAGCAGUGAUUCCUGUUUAGAUAGUUAUCUUGAAUGUCAUUUCCUGGUAUGUCAGAUAACUUGUGGAAUAACUCAAUUUUUAUAAAAGUGAUAAAACAAUGCUGGUAUACAUUUUUGUAAGAGUUAUCAUUUUUUCCACUAUUAGUAUAAGUGAUUACUUUAUUCCACAAUAUAACAUUUAAUAAAAAAAAUUGUAAUGCUUAUUAAAGUCAUAAUAUUAAUACAGCUAACAGAUCAGGGUUGACAUUUCCAUUCAUCACUUUGUAGCUGGGACAUUCGCAUUAUAUCCUAUUGUGAAAAUUUCAUAACUCAAUACUACAUUUUUGAGACAAAUGGAAUGGACUCAACUUUCUUAACAGUGCUGUGUUUAGUUGAAUAUUUCAGGCAACUAAUCAGCUGAGUUGAAUGAAAAAUCUACAACUGUAUGUAACAUUUAUUAAUUGAUGGCAAAUAUGUUCAUUAUUUGUAAGAAUCAACAAUUACGUAGAAAGGGAACAAGCCAUACAUUUUUAAAGACAAAAUGGAGAAAAACAUCAGUACAUAGGUAUGACAGGAAACAUUCUCUAAAAAUAUGCUUAAUUUUUGUCUUUUUACAUGCUCAUUCUGAUUUGCCAUUUUUAUCCAUUUGUGUUUAAUUUUUUAAGAAUGAGGUUAUGCAUAGUACUGUACUAAUUAACCCUCCAUCUUAAAAAUAUACAAUAAAUGAUUCUUAUUAAAAGCAA